Pristis pectinata (smalltooth sawfish) is the source of this 661-nucleotide messenger RNA. RefSeq names its product thioredoxin-like. Lineage: Eukaryota; Metazoa; Chordata; Chondrichthyes; Rhinopristiformes; Pristidae. The coding region runs from base 2 to 592 and encodes 196 amino acids. The record is from RefSeq and is a predicted model, not a curated record. The transcript has a single exon.
CAUGGCGGGGGCGGGCAGCACGCUGGGCAAGGCCAGGAAGGGCAAGGGCGCGCCGGCGGACAAGGCGGCCGCCUCCCAGGCCAAGGCGGGGCGUUCGCCGGGAGAGUCGGGGCCUUCCCACGCCAAAGCCGGGCAGGCCCCGGGCAAGGCUGAGAAACGACCGCCUCCCCUGAAGGCUGAGCCGCCUCCUGGUAGGGCGGAGGGCCCGGACAAGGCGGCUGCAGCCAAGCCGCCAGAGGCGGAGAAGACCCCGGCCAAGUCGGUGGAGGGAGUGCCGCUGAAGACCAUCAACAGCAAGAGCCAGCUGGACAUGUUCAUCAGGGAGGCCGGCGAGCGGCUAGUGGUCAUCUUCUUCUCGGGCACCUGGUGUGAGACGUGUCAGGGCCUCAAGCCGGCCAUGAGUGAGAUGGCCCAGCUCAACAACCUGGUGAUGUUCUACGAGGUGAACGUGGACGACUCGGAGGACACGGCGGAAGCCUGCGACAUCGUGCACAUCCCGACCUUCCAGUUCUACAAGCUGGGCAAGAAAGUGGCCGAGAUCCUUGACGACAGCAAGGAAUCGGUAGAGGAGAAAAUUAAAGAAUUAAAGUAGACUUCAGUAAACAGUCCUCUCCCUUUCAGUAUUUAGAACAAACUUGCCUUCUGUUCUGAUUCCGACACU